Molecule: messenger RNA, 1511 nt
Organism: Saccoglossus kowalevskii
Lineage: Eukaryota; Metazoa; Hemichordata; Enteropneusta; Harrimaniidae
Product: PHD finger protein 21A-like
Source: RefSeq, a predicted model, not a curated record
CAUUACUUUGCUUCACUCCAGAGAUUCCCGGUGUUCAAUUUUUACCAAAACUUGGAUUUUUUUAACACAUUUCGAGUUCAUCGACUCGGAAGUGUUACCCAUGAAGAUGAACAACACGGAGCUAGAGAGUCUGCAAUCGCAGCUGAGAAAGGAGAUACAGAGUCAUCAGAUUUUAGUUGCUAAGAUGAAAAACGACCCACAGAAUGCCGAACUGCAGAGGCAGCUUCACGACCGCCAAGCAAAAAUCACCGCUCUCAGCGAGAAACAGAAAAAAGUUAUUCAGCAACUCCGAAAAGAAUAUGGUGUCAAAGAUAAUGCACAGGUAUCUCGAAGCGAGAAUAAAGCACCCCGAUCAACUAUAAUACAGAUGGGGCAACAAAUACAUGUCAAGAGUGCAGUUACAGUGGAGAAAUCUAAACCCGAUGUCCCAAAGCUUGUUUCUUCUCCUACACAAUCUUCGAAAAUUUCCAUCAUGGCCGCCAGAAGCCCCACUGCCCGUGUUCAAAGUGCACCGCUCAGGGUACCACAGUUGAAUAGAGUUCUAUCACAGUCUAAUAGGCCACCUCCGCUACUCAGUCACAAUCGGCGAUCACAUAUCAUAAGUCAGUGAACGACGACCAUCCACACCAGACAAAGGAAUGUACUCGCGAGCCAAUCCACUAGUAGAUAUGUCCAAAGCAGAAAAUAUUGUAUCAAAGUCACACAUGAAGCCUGGGGAAGGAAAGAAAGUUGAAUUUAUGGCGUCUCUAGGGCUGAUUACACCUCAGACAUUAGCAGAAAUCCAUAGUCGAAGAACCGAGAGAAAGCGAAGAAGCACUGCCAACCCUCAGUUUAGCAAUUACAGUCAGUACGAGCCCGAUCGCAAGAGGCAUGUUGGAUCCUACCUGAGUGCACACCCAACGAAUGAAAAGAAACGACGAGGUCGUCCACCAAAGUUCUCUGACGGUAGUCGACCAAGUUCACCUGAAGACGAAGAAAACUCAAUUUUCCAUUACAAUGGAAAUUUUAAAAGGUCACACAUGAAUGAUGGACAUGAUGAUAUCUGUGCUGUUUGUAAACAAAGUGGUGAAUUACUGAUGUGUGAUACCUGCAGCCUAGUAUACCACCUUGGCUGUUUAGAUCCCCCCUUAAGCUUUAUACCUGCUGGCAUAUGGAUUUGUCCCCAAUGCCAGCAGGCUGGUAAUGAUGGUCAGUGGCCUGGUACUUUGGCUAUUGUUCAUUCGUAUAUAGCUCAUAAAGCCGCUAGGGAGGAGGAGAAGAAGAAACUGAUGAAAAGACAAUCUGAGCUUGCAUCAGAACGUGGUCAGCUUGAAACAAAAGCACAGCAGCUCAAGGAAAAAAUUAUGCACGAGAUGAAGUCGAAAGGAGAACUCCUCGAUAACAGCAAGAAAACACAGACAUCUAUUGAUAAGUUGAAAAACUUUCUCAAAAUAUUCCAGGUUGUUCCUUCAUAGUAUUUGAUAACUCAAUAAUUGCUGUAAAUCUUUAUUUUCCAGCGCUACUGCUGCUCC